Aspergillus udagawae is the source of this 1056-nucleotide messenger RNA. RefSeq names its product wax synthase family protein. The transcript is spliced from 2 exons. The record is from RefSeq and is a predicted model, not a curated record. Lineage: Eukaryota; Fungi; Ascomycota; Eurotiomycetes; Eurotiales; Aspergillaceae. Bases 1 to 1056 code for a protein of 351 amino acids.
AUGAUCGCAGCAGAACUUGGUAUCGAUGCACUCCUGAGUAGUUGUCAUGCAAUCAACCUCUUGACACUGGUUGAAGUCGACGCUUCGGACCUGCAACGGAGGGGCGUCCGCACGAAAUGGCAGGUGAAAAACACUCCUCCGUUUCCUCCGUCAUUCGACGGCGCCAAGAGUCUAAGUCAUGGCGAUUUCUGUGCUAGGCAGAUCACCAUUGGCCUGUGGGAGAUUAACACGGUCUGGCUGGUGGUGCUGUCUUUUCAGAGGACGAUGCAACCUGAUACACCUUGCGGCCGAAUCCUCCCCGGCUUCCGGGACUGGGGGCUGUGGCACACAACCUGGCCCCUGUUGUGGAUUCUCCCCUUUCGCCUAGGCAUUGACGGCCUUUACCGACUGGCCAGCGCCGCCUCAGUCGCGGUAGGGCUGACUGAACCGCUUGACUGGCCUCCUGCCUUUAGUAGCGCCCGUGAGGCGUGGACCCUGCGGCGGUUCUGGGGGGUAUAUUGGCACCAGUGGCUACGGUGGCCCUUUAGCGCCAUAUCCACCACCAUCGCGGAGAACGGGUUCGGGAUGACGAAAGCACACCUCGUAGGGAGAUAUAUGCAUGUUCUCUUUGUGUUCACGCUCUCUGGUGUUCUCCAUCUCAUCAGUGACGUUCUGUCUGGAGUCCCGUGGCGCAAGUCCGGCUCUCUGCUUUUCUUUUGUAGUUUCACUCUCGCGUUUAUGAUUGAGGAUGGUGUGCAGGAACUCUGGCGUCGCAUUACCGAAAAACAAGGGAAGGAACAGGCGGUGCAGAGCAAUGAGAAAUGCGGAAGGAUGAGUGCUGUCGAGGUGGUCACCUCCACGCCAGUGUGGAAGAAGGUGGUGGGAUUCGCGUGGGUAGGGGCCUGGUUGAGCGUCUCGUCACCAGUUUAUCUCCAGCCCUUCUUCGAAGGCCUGUGCCGCCAGGGAUCUACACCUGACUAUCUCCAUAUGGCCCAACGGCUAGAUCCAAUGGUCCUGUGUGGUGGUAUGGCGGCUAUGACUUUGCUUGUUUGGCACCGGUUUGGUAUAGAUCUCUGA